Molecule: messenger RNA, 3989 nt
Organism: Mizuhopecten yessoensis (Yesso scallop)
Lineage: Eukaryota; Metazoa; Mollusca; Bivalvia; Pectinida; Pectinidae
Exons: 13
Coding region: 22-2088 (688 amino acids)
Molecular function (GO): protein binding
Source: RefSeq, a predicted model, not a curated record
GAGAAUAACAUCACUUCAACAAUGGACGACACGCUGUUAGACUUAUCAAAGAUACUUGGAACCAACCUUUUAGAAGCAAUUUGCCAGCGUGACACAAAAGAAGCUCGCCGACUGUUACGAAAACCCGACAUUGAUGUCAGCGUCACUGAUACGGCUGGAAUGGGGUGCUUACAUCACGCCGCUUCCGAAGGGUUCAUUAACAUCGCCAGACAGCUGAUAACUGAGAAGGGUCUUGAUGUGAACACCCAAGAUCGGAUCGGCCAGACCCCCUUACACAAGGCAGCAGCUGUCGGCAAGAAAGAUAUAAUGGUGAUGCUGAUAGCACUAGGGGGUAGCUUGGCUGUGGUGGACCAUAUGAAGAAUUUACCGUUGACAUUGGCGGUGAAGGAACGUCACUUGAGGACCGUUGCGACUUUGCUACUUUUAGGGUCUCCGGCUAUCCCAGUAGAUGAAACAUCAUGUGGAAAUCAGAUUCAAAAAGCAGAUAAGAACAAAGCUGAGGAACAACUGCUAGAACUUUUGACGAAUCACCAAAGAACUGUUGACGCACUCAAACAUGGGGAAAUCCGUCGCGGUCUUCAGCAUACAUACCAUGGUGAAGUACCUAUCGGAGAUGGUUCUACCGAGUCGAGUGAAGCUGGAUCAAUGUACCAGAUGGAUUUCCCAGGUCUGGAUAUCUCUGUGGUUCAUACUUCAAUGAAACUUCCGUUCGUGUUGACUAUCAGCCGAAUACGACAGGACGCAGCAGGUAUACUGCCUCAGAUAUCUGGAGAUGAUAGGCUCUUUGGCGAUGUCAUUGAGUGCAAAGCGUGGUUCCUGCCACAGACGACAGUAAAAAUGAUCAUCACAGUGGACGGCAUGCUACGGAUGAAUGAGCACCUUGGUGUCAAAGCUAUGGAUGAACAACCUUUCAAUGGACGAAUAGAAUUUGUUCCAGAAAAGGACAGAAACUCCAAUGUUACAAAAGUGACGGUCGCUUUGGAAAUACCCGGAUCUUCCUCUUCCCGUUCGACGACUUUCGCCCUGAUUGCGACGUCACAAAAAGAAGUGUUUGAAAUAACUAACAAACCUGCCGUUCUAAAACCGGAAACAGAACCAGACUCGGAAAUAUUCAUACCAGAGAGAGCUUUUGAAACUCCGGGCUUCAUGAAUAUUGAGUUUGCAGACAGCAGUGAAGCCAAUGAAGAUGAAAGUGACGACGAUGAUCCUCUAUUGAUGACAAACGUCCUUGACAUCUCAAUGGCUGAGAGUCAACAACCUAAUGCCACUAUAUCAAUCAAACUGCCAAUCAUGUGUUACAAGAAUUUGAAGAAUAUAGCCGUCAUUGGCACGUCUGAUAGCAGCUCGGAUGAAACAAUACGGUGGACACCACUUGGGGCAGUUCUUGACAGUUCAGGGACAUUGGCAGCGUUUCAAGUUUCACACUUUUCUACUUAUGUUGGAGUCAGUAGAGAAAUGGUGCAAAAAAGCUUCCAAGAUGUAAGCGUCGCAGCUAGCCGUUCUCUAAGAAAGCAAAGGAAGGUGAUAUUUUUUGUCAUGUUUAAAAGCCCCGACACGAAAACAGAACCCUACUCUGUCGUUGUGGAAUGUUGUACGAAACGAAAAUUCCAGUCAAGGACGAAACACUGGAUGUCAAAUGGAUACCAAGGGAAAACCGCAAAAGAAACGCUACAACAAAUACUAUCUGAAUAUGAAAGAGUACAGGUGAGACUUGAAGGCGUGUUUGACCCGGAUGUAAAACCGGUAGAGUUGACCUUUUUACCAAAUAGUGCAAGUUACAAAGUCUUUGAUCAAAUCUUUCCAAGAAUCAAACAGGAUGAUGAUAAAUCCCUGGCAAGCGUUGUACAAGAUGAGACGUUUGUUGGAGAGGUCAUCAUCGAAAUCAGAAAACCGAUACUGAAACCGGAAGUUGUAUCUGCCGAUAACGGUUGCUUCAGUUUGAAAAUGUUUAGGUUCAACGACAAAUCGGAAUCAUCUUCCCAACAACCUGAGGGCGAACCCGUGUCCGAGUCGAUAAGAUAUAAGUAUGAUCGGCUUGGAUCGAUCAGUCUCCACUCAACAAUGCCAGCUGAAAGGCCGGCUUCUUAAAUCUAGACAACUUUAUAAUUCCGUUCGCCAAAACAUGAGUAGAUUACUGCUUUCAUGUGUGUUUAGAAUAUUGACAGUUACGAAUCCGGAUCAGCGUUCAGUUAGGAAGAGACGCUUGUAAAAACAAAUCGUCACUUAUCUAUUAUGUAUCUCCUAUUCAAGACAGAUGGAUUCUUAAGUUUGAUGAAGUUAAUUUGGAGCUUAGAUGUAUCUAAAACAGAUAUGAAAACUGUGAAUAAUGAUAACUCUGUGUGACGAAGUAUUGGGAAAACGGGCUAAUUAAGCGGAUCCAAGAGUUUAUACGAACGGGCUAACACAGCCGGUCAGCAAGAAUUUAUCAGAACGGGCUAACCUAGUCGGUCAGCAAGAGUUUAUCAGAACGGGCUAACAGAGCCGGUCAGCAAAAAUGUUAUCAGAACGGGCUAACAGAACCGGUCAGCAAGAGUUUAUCAGAACGGGCUAACAGAACCUGUCAGCAAGAGUUUAUCAGAACAGCCCGGGCUAAUAGAGCCGGUCAGCAAGAGUUUAACAGAACGGGCUAACAGAACCGGUCAGCAAGAGUUUAUCAGAACAAGCUAACAGAACCGGUCAUUAAGAGUUUAUCAGAACGGGCUAACAGAACCGGCCAGCAAGAGUUUAACAGAACGGGCUAACAGAACCGGUCAGCAAGAGUUUUUCAGAACGGGCUAACAGAACCGGUCAGCAAGAGUUUAUCAGAACGGACCAACAGAAUCGGUCAGCAAAAGUUUAUCAGAACGAGCUAGAUUAUGUGAUUUAGAUGUGAUUCGAUGCUGAUUAUGUUGAUUAUGGUAAUAAAACACACAAUGAAAAAAUAUAAAUAACUUAUUUAAUCUGCAUCUUUAUAUUUGAUGUAAGAAGAUAUCUUCAAAAUUCCAACAUUUGAAUUAAAAACUAAAACAAAAAUCAAAAACUUCCACAAGACAUAUAUAUGAGAAAAUGAGUUAUUCGUGUCAAUAACACAACACAGGUAUCAAUAUAGAGAUAACAGGUAAACAGACAUUCAAAGCAUUACCAUAUAUACCCAUUAAGAUAUACACACAAUACAUAUUGACAUCUACAUUGAAAACUUAAUACAUGAACUUUAUAGCAUCAAAAUCAGGUUAGGAAGCUUCGGUUGUUUAUUUCAUUGAAAUGAAGUUUGGUAAUACUGUGAAAUCGUGUAUUUUCGUGGGCCCCAAAUGUCGUGGUUACCCAACAAAAUACCAUUUCGUUGGUACAUGAAUUCGUGGAUAACGAGUACACACUCAAACGAAGAAUUUCUGUAUGUAAACCCUGUGAUAGUUCGUGGACCUAUCAAUUCGUGGAUGAAGUCUACCCACAAAAUUAACCAAUUAAAAACCUCAAGAAAAUGAGUAAUUUCACAAUAUUUCAUUGCUUUUUUUAAUCUGUAAAAAACAAUUAUCUUAUGUGUUCUUCAAUCAAAUUUCAAAUGUCUUUUAAAAUUGUUAGGCAUUUAACAUUAAGAUCCAUUUCUAGGCAUUUAGGAAAAAAUGAUGUUUGUUCAACUAACGUUAGACUGAGGUGUUUAGUUAAAUAUUUCUUUAUAGUGUUUUCUAUCCACAUACAUACUUUUACGUAGUCAGUCCCAUUUAUCACAUUUGUUAUUAUUUCACGGUGAAUGUUACAGAUAGAGCACACGUUACUAUGUGAUUUGCAAUUUAGAAUAAAACAUGUGUGUGUAAUGGUCAUUUUGUGGAUUAUGCUGUACUAGAGUCCCAGUAGUUAGGAUGUAACGAUUGUUUUGAGAGGUCAUUACUUAUACUGCAUCGUGCAUGGAUAUUCCCUUGUCUUUGAGCAAUAGUAGGUUGAACCAAUUUUUAGUUGAUACUAUUCCGUCUUUGCGUAUUGCAGAGUUAUCUUCUCUUGGGAGCAGGUAUUGA